Exophiala xenobiotica is the source of this 2266-nucleotide messenger RNA. RefSeq lists its product as uncharacterized. The record is from RefSeq and is a predicted model, not a curated record. NCBI's taxonomy places the organism in Eukaryota, Fungi, Ascomycota, Eurotiomycetes, Chaetothyriales, Herpotrichiellaceae. Gene Ontology annotation, biological process: transmembrane transport. The transcript has 5 exons. Gene Ontology annotation, molecular function: transmembrane transporter activity. Gene Ontology annotation, cellular component: membrane. The coding region runs from base 324 to 1622 and encodes 432 amino acids.
AGUAGAUAGGCCAAAACCUCAUGGUGCCAGGACUCUAUCGUUCUUGCCCCUGACCGUCGUGACUUCCCACGGAAUUUGGCCUGUCUACAAGGACGCAAGCAGUGGUCCAAUCACCAACUCAAGAUUUGCCCGUCAGUCGGCAUCUAUCAAUACUUCCAUGGGGCUUGCUGGCGUGGAAAGAUGGGCAACAGUCGUCUAUCACACACCAGAGGUAUAGGUACAAUGUCCAUGAGUGUCGCUUGCCGGUUCGAACGACCCACGACCACCACCAUGGCUCAGUCGCAGAUAAGCCCGAGCACGGCUACAAAAAGAGCACGUCUCCCAUGAGACUCAGGUCGAACUCUUCAGGGUUCAAACCAUACAGGGAAGAGCAUUAUCUUGAUUCUUUUCUGAAAACCAUGGGCUCCGACAAAGAUACCAAGAUCGGUGCAACCGGUCCACGACUCGAAGAAACAACUGAAGUCGGCACGAUCCGUGAAUACAAGUCUCUUCAUGUCGACGGUAUUGAUCCUGUGUUCGAGAACCAGGCCCGGUUGGUCAAUCAUGCAGUUCAAGCAAUCGGAACGGGCAAGUACCAAUGGGCGUUGUUCGGCCUUUGUGGUUACGGAUGGCUUUGCGAUCAGCUCUGGCAAACCACGGUGUCUGAUGCCCUCGCUCAAGUCGCAGUCGAGUUCGCUCCAAAGCACUCGGCUUUCCUCUCGUUGGCUUUGAUCGCUGGGCUCGUCGUUGGCGCGUCAUUCUGGGGCCUUGGAUGCGAUUUGAUCGGACGUCGUCUUGCUUUCAACUUGAUAUUGUUGAUUGCGGGUGUCUUUGGCACUGCUGCUGGCGCCGCUCCGAAUUUCGUGUCAUGUGCUGUCCUGGUCUCCUUUUGUGGCUUUGGAGUCGGAGGCAACUUGCCCGUCGACAGUGCCGUCUUCUUGGAGUUCCUGCCCGGCACGCACCAAUUUCUCCUAGAAAUCCUAGCAGUCUGGUGGUCGAUUGGGCAAAUCAUUCCAGCUCGCGCCGCCUGGGGUUUCCUUCCUCACUAUUCCUGCAGUGCAGACACUCCACCGGGUCAAUGCAGAAAAGCCGACAACAUGGGUUGGCGCUACCUCAUGUACCCCAUGGGCGCGAUCACUCUUGUUGCCUUCUUCGCGCGUUUCUUCUUGUUCCACCUCCAGGAGAGCCCACGAUACCUUACCGGUCAAGGCCGCUAUCAAGAAGCCAUCGAUGUCUUGAACGAGGUCGCCAAAUACAACGGUACGACACAACCCUUGACAGUCGCAGACCUUGGACAAGUCGAACGGGAUUUUGCCGAGAGUCACGGCAUUGCACCGGUCAACAAGAAAACCGCCAUAAAACGAACAUUUGCCCAAUUUCGUCCUGGAGGCUUCAAGCAUGUUCGUGCCCUCUUCUCUACCAAAAAGCUGGCCUUCAGCACCUCCUUGAUCCUCCUCGUAUGGAGCUGCAUCGGGUUAGCGCCCCCCUUGUAUUCCAACUUUUUACCAGAGUAUCUUGCCCUCCAUGGGGCCCAGAGUGGUUCGAGCAGCAUCAACAUCACCUACCGCAACAACUUCAUCAUCGUUGCGUGCAGCAUUCCAGGUUCAUUGGCCUGCCAUAUAUCGGCAGACGAGGCACGCUAAGUCUGUCGCUGAUCUUGACCUCGAUCUUUCUGUUCGCCUUUACCACAGCACGCAUCCAAGCUCAGAUCCUGGCGUUCAACUGCAUUUCCAGCUUUGUCCAAUAUAUCAUGUGGGGAGCCCUGUAUUGCUAUACGCCCGAGGUUAUUCCCAGCAUCCACCGCGGUACAGGUACGGGUAUGGCGGCUGCGUGCAAUCGCAUAUGUGGCCUGAUGGCGCCGAUCAUUGCCACGUAUGUUGGGUACACCAAUACGCCGAUUUCCGUGUCCGCGAGUCUGUACAUUGUGGCUGGACUGUUGAGCUUUGCCUUUCCAUAUGAGACAAGCGGGAAGGCAAGUUUGUGAGUGGGUGAUGAUAAAAGACGGGGUGGAAAUGAUGAGGGGGAACAGCCCAGGCAGGCUACCGGAAGAGGAAAAGCCCCCAUACUUGUCCUGCAUAUUCUCGUGGGCUGGGGUUGUUGUAGUUGCAUACCGUCUCUUGGACCUUACCAGGAUAUAUCGAUGACGGUUUGAGACACGUCAGAUUCCUGUUGUCCUCUCGAUACCGGCUCGAGACUAUUUUUCUCUACCUAGAAGGCCAGCUCGGUCACUUUCGAUGCUACUUGAUCUCCUUCUUGCUGACGAUCCCGCGAUUUCCACACUGUUUCU